Molecule: messenger RNA, 2160 nt
Organism: Cladophialophora carrionii CBS 160.54
Lineage: Eukaryota; Fungi; Ascomycota; Eurotiomycetes; Chaetothyriales; Herpotrichiellaceae
Exons: 2
Coding region: 1-2160 (719 amino acids)
Biological process (GO): regulation of DNA-templated transcription; DNA-templated transcription
Cellular component (GO): nucleus
Molecular function (GO): DNA binding; DNA-binding transcription factor activity, RNA polymerase II-specific; zinc ion binding
Source: RefSeq, a predicted model, not a curated record
AUGACAACAGCUCAAUCGCCCGAUCGCAUACCGAGGCCUGUGGUCGUACGGGAAGAAAUCGUUCCCGGCAGAGGCGUCUGCUACGUCUAUGACGACGGUACAAGACUACAGAAGUCCAGCAAUACCGACGCCGUCAACCCAAAAUGGGGCACAACUAAAGCUGGCAAACCGAGAAAACGCCUUGGGCAAGCCUGCAAUACCUGUCGCGAGAAGAAAAUCAAGUGUGAUCCCAGUACCCCCAAGUGCAUCCAGUGCCAGAAGUUUAGCCGGGAAUGCAAAUUCGACACAGGCCCACGGCCCACACCAAGACCCUCCGACCAACUACCAUCGAUGCCCACAACCUCGCCGUUGAUGGCCAAUGCUUAUAUUCAGAACGAGUCCUCCUCUCGUCGAGGUUCGACAGCUUCCGCAGACCCAUUACUUCAGGACCAUCCUUCCUGUCGAGCAGCACCGAGAUCCUCAAUACAGAUCGAAAGCCUGCUGUCUCCGGCUUCGCGCGACGACGAUAGUCGUGACGAAAGCCCCGACAAUCGACCACCAGCGAAGAAGCUUCGGAUGUCAUUGUCCCCUCACCCUGCGUCCGAUGGUUGGCCGGCGGAGAGUGUAGGGUCCGAGUCUUGGAGUGGCUCUGUCGAAUCGCCGUCAACCAUCCCUAAGUUCAGUUGGGCAGCUGAUCCUUACGAGGUUGACCGCGAGAUGACUCUUUACUACGCGAACAAGUACUUCAAUCACGUCGAUGGUGCGACAACGUGCAUCCUGCCAAGGAAAGGGUUCUUGCGAUGGGUCAAAGAGUGCACAACGAAGACAUCGAUGGAAAAGAUGCUGCUCUACGCGGUGCUGGCCAUGGGAACCGUCUUCUCACACCAUGCUGGGACCACACACCACCAGGAUCUAUUCAUCGACAUUGUGAACAAUGCCGUCCUGGAGACUGGAAAUACCUUCACCCUGCAACUGGUGCAAACAAAGCUGAUAUUGGGUCUCUUCGCCUUCUCCCAAGGCCAGAAUAACCGUGCAUGGGACUUCUGCGGCUCGGCGCUGCGAAUUGCUUUGGGCCUUCAGUAUCACACCGAAGAAGGUGUGGCUUCCGUCGACGCGAAGACGGGUUUGGAAUUUGGCUUGAAUUAUGCCACGCUGAUGGAGUGUAGGCGCAGAGCAUUCUGGGCAGCAUACAUCAUGGACUGUUUCAACGCUUGCUGCUCCAUGCCUAUCACGUCGGUCAGUCGGGCUGAAUGUCAUCUACGCCUGCCAUGCUCACAACCAGCCUAUCAAAGGGGUGAGAUCCCAACGACGCCUUUCAGUCUUUCCACCGAGCCAGAUGAGCAUUCGGCGAGCGGCGACAACAUCGCCCAAGUCGGGGUGCUUGGGUAUCUCGUAGAGGUUGCCACCAUCUUCAAAGAGGUAAUGCGUAGGAUCUCCAAGAACAAACCAGAGGCGUCCGAGGGAGAUCGGCUGUCCAUGGAAGCAUUUCAGAAGGACGCAUUGCGGCGACUCGAUGCAUGGGAUCCUUGGAUGAGGAAGCACUUGCAUCAGGUCCGAGAUGGUAGAGAGCCCGUCAAUGGCUUACACAUCCUCUAUCACUACACUGCAAUGCUACUGCACCGCCACAUGCGCUACUCGGAAGCCAGCAAAGUACAGAUUGUUGAAAACGUGCGGGGCGCGUUUAAGCAUGCUCGACUGAUGAUGGUAAUGGUGCAGGAGUUGAGCAAUCACGAAGAGAAGGAGACUCCGUCGUUCCGAUUCGCAACGCUGAGUCCUUUUAGCGGCUAUGCCAUUACGGCAGCACUGGACGUCAUCACUGCGGCCGGCACCAUGGCGGACCUGAUGGAUCAGAAGAGCCGAAUCAUGUCCUUGCUAUCAAGUGGAAUCGAGGCUCUGGAGGGCUUGGCGGACUUUUGGGAGAGCGCUCGUCGACAGCGGGAAAUGAUCAAGAAGAGAUUCGGGGUUCUCUUGGUCGCAACGAAUAAGGCUUGCGACUUCAAUGGAGCAUUCUACUUCGGGGAGUCAAUGCAAAGUCCAUUCGACCUGGACCAAGACAUUGUCUACGGGCUGCCACGCCCACAAUAUCUUGAGGCAUUGGGAUGGGAUGAUAGGAUUCAUCGCGACGAGGACUUUCACCAGCUUGACAAGCCGGCGGAGACGACGACGAGCAGGUGCUCAUGA